Messenger RNA from Carica papaya (papaya), 499 nucleotides. The record is from RefSeq and is a predicted model, not a curated record. NCBI's taxonomy places the organism in Eukaryota, Viridiplantae, Streptophyta, Magnoliopsida, Brassicales, Caricaceae.
GAUUCUAUCAACUCAAGAAUUUUUUAUUUGAUAUGCACAGGGAAGUUGGCGAAUGUGAUUAUUCCACGUCCAAGGCUAGAUGGUGAACCAGCACCUGGGGUUGGAAAGGUGUUCUUGGAAUAUGAAGACGCCGAGGGUGCAUCAAAAGCCAGAUCGGGGAUGAAUGGAAGGAGGUUUGGUGAGAAUCAAGUCGUGGCAGUGUUUUAUCCGGAGGACAGGUUUGCCCAGAUGGACUAUGAAGGUUAAUCAUUCUCUUCCAACAUUCUUUGAUCAGGAUAUUUUUGUGUCACUCAUGUCACUUGGUGCCACAAGUAGAUAGGCCAUAAAGCCCUUAUUACCAAUAGCCUGCACUGUUUCUCUAGUCUGUAGUUUUUUGCUCUAUCCAUCCUGUGUAACAAAAAUGGUAUUCUUUAGGGAAGAAGAAAAAGAACUUUAUAAGUUCAUGUAUACUGCUGUUACUUCUAAAUCUAAUACUAGUGGUUCAAUUCGCCUGUAUCAA